Molecule: messenger RNA, 2270 nt
Organism: Phymastichus coffea
Lineage: Eukaryota; Metazoa; Arthropoda; Insecta; Hymenoptera; Eulophidae
Gene: Srp72
Product: signal recognition particle subunit SRP72
Exons: 8
Coding region: 109-2064 (651 amino acids)
Biological process (GO): SRP-dependent cotranslational protein targeting to membrane
Cellular component (GO): signal recognition particle, endoplasmic reticulum targeting
Molecular function (GO): protein binding; ribosome binding; 7S RNA binding
Source: RefSeq, a predicted model, not a curated record
CCUGAUACUGUUCAUUGAAGCAUUGAGUCAACAUCUGUAAUUUCCAACGAAGCAGUUGUUCUAUCAAUGGUUCUUCAGUUAUUCAAAGCGUAAUCAUUAUUAAUCAUAAUGGCUGGAAAAGACAGUCUUUACAGUCUUUUCGGUGAACUAUACCGGCAAGGCCAAAAUGGGCAAUAUGAAAGUGCAGUAAAAACUGCUAAUAAGAUUCUUGGACUUUCACAAGAUGAUGAAUCUGCAUUACACUGCAAAGUUAUUAGUUUUAUACAGUUAUCCAAGUUCAAUGAUGCCUUGCAAAUCAUUAAUAAGUAUCCAAAACUGUUGACAAAACUUGAAUUUGAAAAGGCAUAUUGUCUCUAUCGUUUGAAUCAAGUUCUCGAUGCAUUUAAGAUUAUCGAUAGUAUACCAAAUCCAUCAUUGAAAAUUAAAGAAUUGAAAGCACAAAUUCUUUAUCGACUGGAAAGAUAUGAAGAUUGCUUUGCUGUUUAUCGUGAUAUAAUUAAAAACUCUACAGAUGAAUAUGAAGAUGAAAGAGAAGCAAAUCUAGCAGCAGUUCUUGUUCAUUUGGCUCAAGAAAAAUCAAAAACAGAAGUUCCAGUUUUAAGGGAGGUUACUUACGAAUUGAUGUAUAAUUCAGCAUGUCUAAUUAUUGCAUCUGAUAGUGAGGACAAAGCUAAUUUAUUAAAAGCUGAAAAGAAAUUGCGUGCAGCUGAGAAAAUGUGUCGUGAUUCUUUUGAAGAGGAGAUGACUGAAGAAGCAAUUGAAGAUGAAAUUGGUAUCAUAAAAGUUCAGCUAGGCUAUUGCUUACAAUUGCAAGGACGUGAAAAAGAAGCACAAGUAUUAUAUGCCUCAGCUGUCAAGAAAAGACCUGAUGACAUUGCUCUGGCUGCUGUUGCAAAUAAUAAUAUUGCAACAUUGAAUAAAGAUCAGAAUGUAUUUGACAGUAAAAAGAGAAUGAAAAGUGCUACGCAAGAUGGAUUGGAGCAUAAAUUGACAUCUCGGCAAAGAAAAAGUAUUGCUUACAAUCAAUGUUUAUUAGCUUUAUACACAAAUCAGAGUGAACAGUGUCAAUCACUAUGUAAAAAGUUGAUGAAAGAAUAUCCUGAAGUUACAAAGAAGGCUGCCACUGUAUUAGCUGUACAGUUAGCAAAAGAAGGCAAAGCUAAAGAAGCAGUGAAACUUCUUGAAAAACAAGCUGAGGGUGAACAUUAUCUGCCAAUAAAAUUGGCAUGUGUACAAUUAUUGCUGAGCAAUGAGGAAAAGGAAGAAGCUAUCAAAGUACUAGAAAAUCUUAAUGAAACCACAAAAUCAUUACCAGGAAUAGUUAGUGCUCUUGUUACUUUGCAUAUGGUCAGUGGAAACAGAGAUAAGGCUUCUGCUGUUCUUAAAAACGCUGUUAAUUAUUAUAAAAAAAAUAAGGAAAAUACUGGCAAUCUUGGAAAGUUGUGGCGUCAAGCCGCAGAUUUCCAUUUAAGAGGAGGAGAAGUUGCUGUUGCUGCAGCUAGUUUAGAAGAGCUUUUAGCAGCAACUCCGUCUGAUACAAAAACGUUGGCUCAAUUAAUAGUUGCUUAUGCUCAAUACGAUCCAGCAAAAGCACAAAGUCUGUCUAAAAGACUGCCUUCAUUAAAAGAUUUAACAGAAUCAACAGAUGUAGUAGAUGCUUUAGAAAGCAGCAACUGGGUGAUUGGAAUGAAAGUUGUAAAAAAAAAAGUUGAACCUUCUCCUGGAAAACCAGAAGCAUUGGAUAAAAAGCGCAAGAAACGUAAGCGCAAGGGAAAAUUACCUAAAAAUUAUGAUGCGACUGUUGGACCAGAUCCUGAAAGAUGGUUACCUAAGCAUGAGCGUAGUGGAUUUAGGAAAAAGAGGGACAGAAGAAACCGUGAUGCUACUAUGAAAGGAACUCAAGGUGCUGCUACUGGAGCCGCCGACCAGUUCGAUAUUACCAAAAUGUCAAACGCUAAGCCUUCUCCGAAUCCUCGUCAAAGUCCUGCAGCGGAAUCAUCAGGACCUCGUCAGCAACAACGAAAAGUGCAACAGAAAAAGAAGAAAAAAGGUGGUAAAUGGUAAUAAAAAGUGAUAUAAUAUAAUCCUCAUCAUAAACAUGAACUAUUUCUAAAGUAUAAAAAUCAUCAUCACUGCCAUAUGCUUGUUUUUAUGAUAAAAUUAUUGUACUAUAUUAUUUGUAAUUUUUCAAUUUUUGUAGAUACGUGUGUAUCUUUACAGAGAAAGAUAAAUGUAUCUUCGAAAUACAGGCAUAUUUGUUUAUAAAAUAU